Molecule: messenger RNA, 3150 nt
Organism: Phytophthora sojae
Lineage: Eukaryota; Oomycota; Peronosporomycetes; Peronosporales; Peronosporaceae
Exons: 7
Coding region: 1-3150 (1049 amino acids)
Biological process (GO): gluconeogenesis
Cellular component (GO): cytosol
Molecular function (GO): ATP binding; phosphoenolpyruvate carboxykinase (ATP) activity
Source: RefSeq, a predicted model, not a curated record
AUGAAGAUGGCGCCGUCCAGGCCCGCCGCCUUCGCGAAGCCCUUCGUGCUCCGCACGUUCGCCAACCCGACGGCCACGUCGCUGGCCAUCGAGAAGUUCGGCGUGACGAACGCCAACACCAUCCGCAACCUGAGCUACGACGAGAUCGCCGCCCACAAGGCGAAGAACGGCGAGGGUCACUCGCCCAAGAACAAGUACAUCAUGGACCAGGCCCCGUCCAGCCAGAACAUUUGGUGGGGCGACAUCAACCAUCCCGAGAGAGCCGAGGUGUUCGACGAGCUGUACGAGACGGUCACCAAGCACUACAGCUCGGCCGAGAAGGUGUACGUCUUCGACGGCUACGCUUUUCGAAUCGAGAACGACGUGGUCAUCGGCGGCACCUGGUAUCGCGGUGAGAAGAAGAAGGGCAUCUUCUUGCCGUUGGACGGCAUCAUGGCCAUGCACUGCGCGGCCAACAAGGGCAAGAACGGUGACACCGCCCUCUUCUUCGGCCUGUCGGGCACGGGCCGCAGCCACGGCUGGGACGACGAGGGCAUCUUCAACUUCGAGGGCGGCUGCUACGCCAAGACCAUCAACCUGAGCCAGGAGAACGAGCCGGACAUCUACAACACCAUCAAGCGCGAUGCUUUGCUCGAGAACGCGUUCGUGGACGCCGAGGCCAAGGAGCCCGACUUCUACAACACGUCCAGGACGGAGAACGGCCGUGUGUCGUACCCGAUCUACCAUGUCCUGAACCACGAGCCCACAUCGAGCGGCGGCCACCCGUCCAACAUCGCGUGCACGCCUACGGCGUUGGUUGCCGGCACGGAGCGUGGCGUGACGGAGCCCGCGGCCACUUUCAGCGCCUGCUUCGGCGCCGCCUUCCUACCGCUGCACCCCACCAAGUACGCGAAGAAGCUGCAGAAGCACAACACGUCCUGGCGGCUACGCAUGAGCAUCAAGGACACGCGCGCCUGCAUCGACGCCAUCCUGGACGGCUCCACCAAGGAGUCGCAGUUCUCGGACAGGACCAGGGCGGCCAAGGCCAAGGACGAGUCAUCCGCGCUGAUGGAGGCUACGAAGGCGGCCAAGGAGGUGGUGCGCUCUCGUAGCAGCACACCGGAGAGUGGCCGUCAGGCCGGGGCUCGGAGCAAGUCUCCUGACGCCGCGCAAGGCAAGGAGGAGAGUCCUCGGGGCCAUAAAAGCCCGGCUCGCGACUGGGAAGCCGCCGUCUUUGACUGCACGAUGGUCCAGUACUCCGGUGAGAGUUCACCCCACGACGAGAACGUCUCGGAGGGCAGCACGCACGCUGCCGAAGGCACGGAGCUGGCGGCAGGCGACAUGACCAACGCCUCGGCCGACGCAAAGGCCUCGUCAGAGAAGGAGGCGGAGGACGCCGAGUCCGGCUCAGGCGACAGCAAGCAGUCGCACGACGAAGUCGCCAUGGCCGACGCUGGGGUCGUGGCCGAGAAGUCGCCGAGCGGCGCGGGCUCCAAGCCCAAGGAGGUGCUGGUAUCCAAGCAUCUGACGCUGGCGCAAGGUCGUGAGCGUGCCCAAGCGUCGAAAGCGGCUGCCGCUGCGAAGGCCGCCGAGGCCAAGGCGAAGAAGUGUUCAGCUUCCAGGUCGCCUCGCGGCUCCAGCUCCAAGCUGUUCAUCGACUCGGAGUCUGAGGAUGAGGAGGGUGCCGUCCACGAGCCCAAGGAGCUCUCCAACAACCUCGACGAGCAGCAGCAGCAAUACCACGCUGCUAGCUCGGGUGCGUAUGCCAGGCAGCCGACUGUCACGACUACCAUCGAGUCUUCUUCAGGCGGGGAUGCCACGUACCCGCAGGGCUACUUCCCGCCCGAGCCUGGCACUGGUGCGCCAGCGCUGUUGGAGAAGCUCUCGGCUCCUCGUGGCCUUAUCGGCGGGUACACCUCGAGGGGUUCCUAUGAGCGUGCUCUUGUUGAGAAAGAGCCACUCUUUCUUGGCGACGUUGAAGUCGCCCGGUGUGUGUUACUAGCACCACACAAGCUCACACUGAAGGAGUUCACCACGCUUCGCAAGAAGCCGGAGGACAAGGGUGGACUCCAUCCUGUGUGGGGUUUCCACUGGGUCAAGCCGAAUGACAACAUGACCUGGAGCGAGGUGGAAGACCUCUUCUGGCGCUACGUCCAGCGCAAAGGGUAUUCCGACCAAGAGUUCAAAGAACUCCGUGAGGAUCGCACUCUGUCCGCAAUCCUGGACGUGCGCGAGCUCCGCAUCGAGUUCGCUCAACUCGUGAGCAAGCGCAAGCUCCACUCGAAGAUGGACGAGCUGAAGCAAGAGGCGAGAGCCAAAGCUCGCGAAGAGCGUGGGCGUGGUGCGACUACGUCUGCUACCGUGCCCCGGGUACCGGCCAAGAAGCCAAGGACUACUUACAAAGCUGCCGCUGCUUCUCGUCCCAUAUCGCAACAGCCUCCGGGCAGUCUGCCUGGAGCUGCUCAACGGGCUCCCACGAGUUAUCCGACUCAGGGUAACCCCUUCACUUCACGAGCAGCUGGCGCCUGCCAUGGAGCCGCCGCUCCCGGACGACUCGUUCCACGUGGUAGUGGAUCUGCCCAUUACGAUCAAGGAGGGCCGGCGGUGGCCUCGCACGGCCAUGGCUACGAGCCUGAGGCGACGCAGCCGUAUGCUGGGGCCCCGAGUCAGGUGGUGGCCCUGCAGCAAGAGGAGAUUCGUCUUCUCCGGGACCGUGUGUACGUCCUCGAGAUCGCGCUUGGCGUCGGCCUUGAUGGCGAGGCUGCCGCUCGUGCUGGUCAGCCUGGUGCCGUGGAGCGGCUCCGUGAGGAUGUUGCCUCGCUCUAUCAAGAAACUCGCAGUCUCCAUGGCCGUGUGGAUCGUCGAGCCGACCUGUCGUCUUACGUCUCGCUGCGAAACCAGCUCGCUGGCCUUCGGGCCGAGCUUCAUGGCCACGCGCCGUAUCCGGAGCAGCAGCAGCCCCACUCGUAUCAGGCCCAGUUUGGCCAGGGCUCGUACGGGGCCCCUGCGUAUGCUGCUCCGAUGUACGCCGCACCGUCUUACGACCAGCGCGCGUAUCAGGCGCCUUACCGCGACCCGACGCCGCGCUUCGAGGAGCUGCGCUCUUCUCCACCGGGCCACCCACCGCUUCCUGCGGGGCAGCCAGAGCCAGAGGGUCAUGGUACCUCUUAA